CGUUAGCUAUUUAGCAAUCCAUUCUCAUCGCGUGGCUGCGCGGUCCCCCACGACUCAACUGGAAAUGCGUUUGUAGUUAGCGCUAGCUAACAAAUGUAGCGACAGCUCAAAAACCGCAUAUGUGAAGUAGCUGUUUAGUCUAGAUAAAUCGAAAUGAUAUUGGUUUUUUUCAGCUGAAUAUAAGUGCGGAUAGCUGGGGUUUUGCCCAUUUAAGUUAAUAUUUUAGAUUUAGCAAGACACAAAGACGACCAGAAUUCUUAAGAGGCAAAGAAUGUGCCUCUAGGUCUUGUAGCUAAACUUGGAAGUAGUUUUCUGCAGUUCGAUUGGUAGCUGUAACUACCUUCGUAAAGGCGUGUGUGAUGCAAAAUAUAAUUAGCUGUGUAACGUUAUAAUACAAUGUUUAACUGUUCAGUUCAGGCCUUUACAAUUAUUUUUAACUUGUCAAGUUGGCUAAAGCCUAGUUAAGUUGGCUAAAACCUAGCUAACUCAGGUUUAAGUAAUUUGUUUAAAUUGUUAGACUGCAAAAAGUAGUCCAAUUGGUUAGCUAGUUAGCGGCUUAGUUUGAUAAGACUAGCCAGUUAUGUUAGCUAGCUGAGACAUUGGCUGCAUCAACUUUAGUUUUAACUAACGUUAGCUAAAUGUUUGCUGGUUGAACAGAUGGCCAAUGGCUGUUUGCAUGCAGUCAACGAAUAAUGAAAAUGUUUAUUAAACUUGAGUGACAUAGAAUGCCAUUGACAUUAGUCUAUAAGCUAAACCGUUAUGGCAGCAACAUACGAAGGCAUUUUAGAUGCUAGCUAAACUAGCUACCUAUUAACUAGCUACGUCAGCUACUUAUAGUUAGCUAGCUACAGUAACUACAGUUUUAGCUAAUGAAUGCCUGUAAUUAUUUAAAUAGCAAUGUAGGAAACCUAGCCAGCUGGGUAGUAAUUGCGUAGCACUGAGCUACAGUAGCCAUCCAAGUAACCGUUGUAUAUCUUCAUAAUGUUAACGGUUAUCUCCAACUGGUGGAAAUUUUUUAUUUUAUUUACUUAAACAGAACUUCACCUGGGCAUAUAGCUACCUAGCUAUUCAGCCACUGACACGAUAAUGCUCUGAGCGUUGUCUGACCGUGCCACGUAUACUUUCAGUGAUGCUAAUUGCACGUUGGAGAACAGAACAACGUUGCUGCAAGAUGGCUACAUUUUCUUCUCUUCGUGAACGUGGUUAUGCAUGCAUUGGUACUUUUUAGCAUAUUUUACCUCGUUCAUCAAUUCUAGUUUUGAGCUGGUGUCAAUGAAUGCUCUGCCCUGCCAUGAUGACAGAUCAGCCCCCUCCACCUUUGGAGGUCACCCCCAUGCUGGCUGAGAUGGCCCUCGUCCCGCACAUGCUCAGUGGAGAUGGCAUGCAGCAGAUGAUCCUGGUGCAGGUGAACCCUGGGGAGAUCUUCACCAUCCGCACCGAGGACGGGCAGUUCCGCUGCAUCGCAGGUCCUGCACACGUGCCCAUGGUUUCCCCAAAUGGCACUAUGCCUCCCAUAUUUGUGCCCCCUGGGUAUAUGUCUCAGUUGGUGGAGGAGAACGGCAUGCGGAAAGUAGUCGUUUUGCCCCACGAGUUCCACCCCUCCAUGCCCCUGCCACCCCACCACGUGCCCCCCUACCUGCCCCCCCACCCAGCUAUGUUGCAUCACCAUCACAUCUACCCUGGGGAGAUGCCUCCCCACUUCAUCCCCCAGCUCCCGCCCCCAGUCUACAGUGAGCAGGACAUCAUGUGCCACAGCGCCUCCAUGCCCCCGCGGGACGAGCGCGCGGCUAAAAUGCAGGAGCAGCUGCGCAGACGAGCGAAGGACCGGCAGCUGAGCGCGGCGGCGGCCUGCAGCAGCGCCGCCGCGCGCCUGAGCGCCGAGCCCAGCCCCCCGCCGUCCACCGCCGCCGCCGCCCUGCACAACGGCCACAGCAAGGGCCCCGCGGGCCCCUCCGCCUCCCCGGGGCCCGGCAGGCCCAGACCCUCCGGCAGGACCAGAGUGUCGCCCCCCGCAGCCCCCCGGAGCCCCGACGCCGAGGCGGACACCAGGAAGAUGUCGGAGCUGCUGUCCAGUGUGCACAAGCCCACAGUGUCCGGCGUUACGUCCCGCUCGGCCGUCCUGUCCUGGCAGCAGCCCCCCCUGCCGCUGAAGAACGGCGACGCCCCCCUGCCUCUCAGCUACGAGCUGGCCUUGUCGCGCGGCGGCAGCGAGGGCGACUUCACGCCCGUCUACCUGGGGAAGGACACCAGCUGCGCGGUGCAGGACCUGCGGCCGGCCACAGACUACCACGUGAGGGUGUGCGCGUCCUGCCGCUCUGUGCGGGGAUCUCCAUCUGAAGCCACGGGCUUCACCACGGAGCGCGCCGCCCCCGACACCCCCGGCCCCCCCUGGCUGAUGCUCCGCACCAAGAACUCCCUGUCCCUGCAGUGGAAGGCACCCUGUGACAACGGCUCUAAAAUAACGGGCUAUCUCCUGGAGUAUGAUGAGGGAAAGCAGAGCACCUUCAGGGAGAUUUACUGCGGACACGCCAAGCAGUACAAAGUCAUCCGGCUCACCCCUUCCACGAAAUACGCCUUCAGAUUGGCGGCUAAGAACGGCAUAGGAAUGAGCGCGUUCAGUGAGCUGCUGACCUGCAGCACCGCAGGCUGCGCCCCUGCACCCCCCGCGCCCCCCCGUCUGGCCGGAGCGAGCGUGUCCUGGCUGGCCCUGGAGUGGAGCGCCCCCUGUGGGCCAUCUGCAGAUGGCACGUACACCUACACCCUGGAGAUGGAAGAGGAGGGAUCGGGCUACGGCUUCAAAGCGAAACACAACGGGGAUGAGCUGUCCUUCACCGUUAAGAACCUCCGCAGGAGCACCACCUACAGGUUUCGGUUGUUGGCUGCAAACCCAGAGGGCCGAAGUCAGCCCAGCGUAGCAGUGGAGUUCAGCACCUGUCCUGACAAACCCAGCAGCCCAGGCCAGCCUGCAGUAAAGGGCAGAGUCCUGCCUACCAGCCUGCAUGUGUCCUGGGAUGCCCCAAAGGAUGAUGGGGGAUCUGAGAUCACGCAGUAUGUGUUGGAGAUGUGCCAGAGUCAGAGCGGGAGCCAGUGGGAGACUGUAUACAGUGGACCCCAGAGGGAACACGCGUGCGAUGGUUUGACCCCGGGAACAUGGUACACGCUGAGGGUGUACUGCCACAGCGCCGGAGGACAGAGCCAGGCCUCGGACUGCCUGUCUGCGCAGACGGCUCCUGUGCCGCCCGGACCGUGCCAAGGGCUGCGUCCGGCGGGGAGAGCCAAGCCCUGGGAGAUACCACUCGCGUGGGAGCCCCCGGCACAGGACGGCGGCGCCCCCGUCUCGCAGUACGCCGUGGAGAUGGCGGAAUCGGCAGAGGCCCCGCGCUGCCCGCUGUACGAGGGCGCGGACACGCACUGCGCCGCCAGCAGCCUGCAGCCAGGGCACACGUACUGCUUCUGGGCGAAGGCGGCCAAUCAGGCGGGGUGGGGACCCUUCUCAGAGGCGUGUGAAACCUCCACUGCCCCAGGACCCCCAGAACAGUGCGGACCCCCGGAGCUCACGGUGAAGACGGCCAACUCUGUGCUGGCCAGCUGGGAGGUCCCAGCAUGCAACGGGGCAGAAGUGAGUGAGUUCAGGUUGGAGUGGGGUGCUGCAGAGGGCUCUAUGACGCUGACGUACUGUGGCCCCUCCCUCAGUUAUGAAGUGCGGGGGUUGGUGCCGGCCACAACCUACUAUUGCAGGGUUCAGGCAGUGAAUGUUGCUGGGGCGGGGCUCUUUGGGGACAUCGCCAUGGUGACGACGUCACCCUCGGUUCCUGCCGCAGUGCGAUUGGUGGAGGAGGUUGGGGGGGAGACCCUGCCCGGCCCUGCUUCAUCGUGCCUGGCGUUGCGGUGGGAGGAGCCCUGUUGCCACGGCGCAGAAAUCACAGGCUACAAUAUAGACUUUGGGGAGCAGCUCCCCCUAUCUGUGGGGAGAAUCAACAGCUUUGUCGUGGAGAACCUGCAGCCAGACACCUCAUACAGGGUUCGGGUGCAGGCCGUCAACAGUGUUGGGGCGGGGCCCUUCAGCGCAGCCCUGAAGGCCAGAACCCGGCCCCUCCCUCCCGACCCCCCGGCCCUGGAGUGUGUCGUCCCGGGGCCCCAGAGCCUGAAGCUGAAGUGGGGGGAGGGCCCCAGCCGGCCCCAGCUAAGCGGGGCCACGCAGUACUGUCUCCACAUGCAGGCCAGCGCAGACAGGUUGGUGUGCAUCUACAGCGGGCCCUGCCACACCUUCAAGGUGCAGCGGCUGAGCGAGGCCACGCUGUACCACUUCAGCAUCCAGGCGCACAACGAGUCCGGCGUGGGGCCCCUGUCUCCCCUCUACAGCUUCAGCACCACCCGCUCCCCCCCGCCCCAGCUCAGAGCCCCGCGAAUCGAGCUCCUGGACUGGAACCGCUACGAGGUCACAUGGGAGGCCUUGCAGCCAAUGAGAGGAGACCCCGUUGUGUACAGCCUGCAGCUGCUGCGAGGGCGGGAGGUGGAGCAGCUGUACAAGGGCUCCAGCGCUUCGUACGCGUGGCAGUGCGUGGCGGCGGGCAGCGACUGGCGCGUGCGGGUGUCCGCCGGGAGGCAGUGCCUGGACGGGGGCGAGCUGUGGGGGCAGCACAGCCCCAGCGCCGCCCUCCCCGCCCCGGCUCCCCCAGAGGAGGCACGGGCGGAGCCCGGGGCCACGGCCGGACACGGAGCCCACCCCAGGAAGGGCGGGGCCCUGACGGACGAACAGUUCGCCCUGCUGCUGCUCCUGGGCUUCGCCACAGUGGCCAUCCUCUUUGCUGUGCUCAUCCAGUACUUUGUCAUCAAGUAGGUCCUGGCCCCGCCUAUGGGAGGGGAAGAUAGGGCGGGACGUUAGAGCAGCCCCCCCAAGCACACGACCCCGCCUGUUCACACUCAAGGGCCUGCUACAUCCCAGUGAAAAUGCUUUCCUUACCUUAUUUUUUUGGAUUAUUAUUAUUAUUAUUAUUAGCUUCAGAGAGGAAUUGUUAUAUUUGUUUUCGCAAAAGGUACUUUUCCUUGUUUUCUAAUUUUCCUCUCUUCCAUGACCAAUUAUGACUGUGAAAACUGUGACUAUAGGGGUUUGUGUGUGGUUUUGGAAGUAUGGGGAGUUGUCUUAAAGUCCCUGUUUUGACAUGCUGUGUAGUGUCCUGGGCUGUUGUUGGGGUGGGAGGAAGGGAGGGAGGGAGGGAGGGAACAGAGAAUACAGACCAAUCCCCUUUACUGCAGAUGUAAUAGUACACUACCUGGGAAAGAGAUUUUUUGGUAUCGCUAUGGUGACUGAGGGUUUCGGAAUUAAGGGAUACUGCCUUGGUGGAACGGCGUCCCUGCCCGAUGUCAGUCAUCGGUCUCCAUGGAAAUCCCCGCCCACAUGGAUGCAUUGUAGAAUGAGAAGGUGGCAUCCCAUUGAGAGCUUUAUGUCUGAACAUUUUCAGACAGUGCUCUCAUUUGUUUAAAAUAAUAUUGUCUUGCCUAACGGUUAUAAAUAGAAAAUUUAAAAGGGAGAAGGUGCCAAAAGAAGAGAAGGUGCCAAGUUUUUAUUUUUUUUAAUGAAGAGGAUUUACAUGCUCUUGAAGAAGGAAAAAAUACUCCUCCAAGAGGGGUUGGGGUUGGGUGUCUGUUAUUUUAGUUUUUUUUUUAAGUUUUUUUUUAAGCAUUUCAAAUUAUUUUUUAAAAACCCGCUAACAUCAUUAGUAAGAACAGACUUCUAAGAGACACAGUGAAUCUCACUUAUAUCUUACAGAAUUUUAGAGAUUCUUUGUCCUGCUAUUGCCAGUAUAUGUAUAUAUACAUACAUACAUACUAUGUUUAUGUAUAUAUAGAUAGACACUACUUAAAAAAACUAUGAAAUAUGCAUUUGUUAUAAAUGUCUCUAUUUGGCUCAAACUGAGCACUUUAAUCCUUUUCUGCAUUUGUUUGAACUCUUGGUAAAGGAAUUGUACCAUUUUAUACAUCCAGGUAGACAGACUAAAGGCUUUCUUCAGAGUUUAUGUGUGUGCUGAGGUGCAGUGUCAUGCCUGUGGGCCCACACCGCUGUGUCACUCUUGACUGUUAUAUUCUAGCAGUGUCGGAGAUCGUGUCCCUCCAUCGCUGCGUGGGUAAAUCAUGUCUGACAUCAUGCAGGGAUGACCAUUAAGAAGGGUUGGCUCAUUUCAGUUUGCAAUGAGCUGAAAGUUUGUUGGGACUUCUUCGUGUUAAACAGAACUUGUACUUGUACAGUACCUUCUGCUACAAAGGAAAUAACUGAAUGGGGGAACAGGACAUGUUCCCAGACUCUAUGGUAAUGAGCGUGUGGCAGUGGGAACUGCAAUACGUUCCAUGGGUCUGUAACAACCUACAGACCUGUUUCUCCCCCCUCCCCCUUGGCACCAUCACUGUGAACAGACUGUGAGAUGUGUGUGAUGUUGGGGACCGUGAGUUUGCAAGCAAGCAGGAAGACGAGGGUAUAAAAGCAUUUAUUUCCUAGUGUAAACUAGCUGCUCAUAUCUGUGGAGAAUACUGUUCUGAAACAGCAUUGUACCUAAGAGUUAUACUGAAGUUUCUAAAAGGACAGCCUCCGUUGUCCAUCAGAACUAAAAUCUUUGAGUAGCAAAGUCCCAUUCAUUUCUGAGACAAACAUCAGUCAAUUCUUUCAUUGACUUUCUAUGCUUUAAGGCAGAUUUUUUAAACAGCUGACCCAUUUGACAUCUGGCCUUUUAGAAAGGUAAAAAAAAAAGUACCGUGAAUUUUAUUUAUGAGACUGGUGUUCCCUCUCCGUAAUGGCAACUGCUCCAUUAAUCCGGGAAUAAACAGUUUCUCUGCAACGUGCCAAGUAUUGAGCAAGCCCCCUGUGCAUAAACCUGACGGUGCAAGCUCAUAGAAAUACUUUUUUCCAGAGAAUUCUGUUCAGUGCUUGGGAGCUUAGCCAAACAGAGAGGGAGAGACUGUUUUUAAUUUGUCUUGAUGGAUUGUGUGUUUUUCUUUUUAUUCCCCGUUUUAAUCUGUCUUCCAUUAGUCAUCCCUGUUCUUCUACUCCGUGCAGGUCUCUAUACCGCUGACUGGACAUAUUGGGGUACUGUGCUAAUUUCCCCCAUCUCUACCCUUUUUUAAACACAUUUUUGUAUCAUACUUAAUGCCUACUGCAUAUACCCCCUGUCAAAUUUGGUUUCUACGGGACCUCGACUAUUGUCAAAGUCUGAUAACCUUAGUGAAACGAGGAAUAUUUCCUUCUGGUUCUGUUGACUAUUUUUUCGGUCAUCACAAGCUUUGUCUCCAUGUUGAAGUACCUGUAUUGAGCCCCCUUCCCCCAUUGCAGCGUCUCUUUAUCCCCCUCAGGUCCAGGGUUAUGUUGACGUUAGCUUUUACUAGCGUGCUGGCGUGCUGGGCCUAGCACAGUCGCAGGUGAAAAAUCCCGGUUCAGGAAGUAGAAGUUCUCCAUGUAUUUUGUUCCAGUCACCUGGAUUUGCUCAUUAGCACAAAUUUUCAGCCAAGAGGUAGAACUAAUUAGUGAAAUCAGGUGGCCGAGUUCAUAGAUGGGAAAAAAAAAAAAAACACAUGAUGGAUGUCUGCUUUCUGACUGCUGGACUUUCCACCUCUGAGCACAGUACUGUUUUAUACAAGACCCUGCACAUUACCUGUAUGGCAUCACCUGCACCUGCAUUUCUUGCAUAGAACCCCGGAGAUGAACCCUUGGUAGGCGCUCUGUGCGCCUUUGGGAAAAGGACACAUUCCAAAGAUAUUUUUCUGUUGCUAGUUUUUAUAUUACAAGUUUUGAGCAAAAUUUAUCUUUAAAAAAAAAGUAUAUAUAAAAUAAAACCAUAACGUUGCAGCUUUAACAGCGGCCUGCGCAUUGGCUGCACCUUCACAUGGCCUUCAAGUCUGUGUCCAUCCAAUUUUUAAGACAGCGUCUUCUAUUGGAAGGGCAACCUUAUAAUCCCAGGAACGCUAUUAUGGCCUCCUGUCAGGCAGCUUUACUGCUCCUGACACUUUUAGCCCUAGCUGCUUUGGACUCAGUUGCCAGGGAACAUGUUUGUGGAAUUGAUCAUGUGAUCAGUGUCAGAGAGCCUGUCAUUCAUAUUGAUCCAGAAAUGUGGACUGUGUAACUAAGGAGUGUUAUGCUGUCAUGACCCUGUACUGUACACAAUCUUUUUAAACUGAUAGCUGUGGUGCUGGAUGUUGAGUGGUCAUCCAGGCUUCCUGGCAGUGCUGAUAUUCAUCAAAUAGCUAUGCUGAAUAGAAUGUCCAUGCGUGAUGGUAAUGUCAUUGCGCCGUUCACUAACAUAAACACCCUAGACAUCUCAGUUGUAAGGAGUCAACUGUAGUAAAAAGCAAACCUUUUCAGAUCUCCAUAAGCCUCCUACGGUCAAUGUCAAAGUAGUUCUUGGUGACUGAAGUAGGCGUUAACUUUGAAACAGUGAAGCGUGAUAUAAGGCUCAAAAGUUCAGAAACUGAACUCUCAUGGCUUGGUGACCAAAUAAUCUUUUCUUGAGGAAGGACACAUAAUCCGUUAAGUUUUUUUUUAAAAUAUCGAAAAUAUGAAUCAUGCUUUUAUCAUACUUUUCUGAGUCUAAGGAUAUCUGUGGAUGGAUCCGGUAGGAAUGUUGGCAUGGCUGGGGUGUUGUUGGCUGUCUCCGCAGUCAUGAUAUAACAAGGGUUGGAUUUCCAUAUCUCUAAUAUGGACUGUACACACUUGGCUCUGAGCUGCCUAUGCUACUUUAAUAUGGAAGCUGCCUUCACAUAUUGCAUCUGUCAGUAUGUUCUACACACAGGGAACCAGAGCUGCUGCUGCUUAUUGUUUUACAAACAUUUCUAGAAGAGUUGUUCUAUUUUUUUUUUUUUUGCUGUGUUCCCUGUGCAAAUAAAAUGCAAGGAUGCAACCACCAACCCCCAAAAGGACCAAUCAAUAUGUGUGUUCCAACCCCCCUCCCAUAUUCAUGCAGACAAGAUAUUGAUACCUACAUUGAUCAUGUCCUUAUUAUCUUGAGUACUUAAUCAAGAGAGCUAUGUCUGUCCAGUGGACUACCACUCCUCACGUCAGAGUAUGCGCUAAAUGUUACUGCCCACACUUCAGGACAUUCGUAAUGUGUAAAGCUCUACAUUUGUGUGUUCUGUGUUCUAUAACUGGGACUAACUGUUAAAGCAGUUCUUUAAACAUUUUAGCCACGGGCCGGAUGUAGCCUCACAAUUGCCAUAAUGAAUACUCCUCUAGCCUGUUGUGCACCAGCCUCCUUUUAACAUGAGAGAAGUGGCCUCUAUGUUCUGACAUGAUGACAGCACGUUGUUGUUUUUGGGGAGCAGAGUUGGGACUGGGAUAAGGGUGGAUCUGCGGGUAUGUUGUUUUAGUAGAAGACCAAAAUUGUGGACCGCGUGACUUGCGUAGUACUGCUCCCAUGCUGUUGGGCCUCGGUAUGUCGGUUUGUGAGGGUUUAAGCUCAGUUUGCGUCUGCCUGGACGAACGCUUCGCCGUCGAGAAGAGCGGGCUCUGUUGGAGCCCUUAAUGGGCGGGGCUCUGUGUGGUGUCGAUCACUGAUGAUUGACAUGGAAACCAUUAAAGGCUUUGCCGUCCUGAGCGGCUGGGAUCCCGGUGGCGUUAAGGGGACACUCAGGCGCGCUGUAGGAUCAGUCUGCUUUCAGCUCCUCCUCCUCCUCCUCUCCCACCACUGUCUGUGGAAUGUGGGGACUGCAGAGCCUGCUACGUCGCCUUUUCCAUCGCAUUUUUAAAAGACAAAUAUUAUACAUUCCAAAAAAACUGUGUACUUUAUCAGCAUUAAUUGUUUUGUGUUUCCUUUAUGUUUUUAUCUUUAUUGUUUUAUUGUUUUAUUUUUUUCAUAAACUCAUGUUAAAGAUAAACUGCCAUGUAUUAUGUUAUUACUAAAUUGUAACAAUCAUAGAUAAUAUAUUUAAUAUGGCAAAUAAAUUAUAGUCCUUAUUUAGAA
Molecule: messenger RNA, 9941 nt
Organism: Anguilla rostrata (American eel)
Lineage: Eukaryota; Metazoa; Chordata; Actinopteri; Anguilliformes; Anguillidae
Product: fibronectin type-III domain-containing protein 3A-like
Exons: 26
Coding region: 1277-4840 (1187 amino acids)
Molecular function (GO): protein binding
Source: RefSeq, a predicted model, not a curated record